UUUAUUUUGAUUAAUUUAAAACAUAACGACUAAAUGUUGUAAUAAUGAAAGUAUUAUUAGAGUUAAAUGGAUGUGAAAACUAUAGCAUUUGUAUUAAUCGUACGGAUAGAGCGGUUGUGUUGCCCUUCAAUCAGGUCUACAAUGAGAUCCGCAAACAAAUCAAACACAACAUUACAUCCAAUACCCAUGUCUUCGAGAUAUUUGACAUGGAUUUCAACGAGUAUUGCAUUAUUCCCAGCGAUGAACACGUGAUUAGAAACCUCUCGAGACUACGGGUGCGGCCGAAGACAGUGGACAACGAGUCCAUAGGUUUGGACAUUAAUCGGGACUCAAAUAUUGGCCACAAAUACAGCCAUAAAAUACAAGACGAGAAAAAUGAACUCAACUUAAGUGAAAACUAUAUCAACAAAAGUGAUGACAGUGUCUAUAAUGAGGGCCGGAAGAGCUGGACUGCCGGUGACAACACAUCCCAAAAUGUCUGCAUUAAUAGUGAUAUGAAUAGCGGUUCAGUGCCGGCACCGGAACCCCAAUCACCGACACCUCCACUACUGUCUCAAUGCAAACCUUUAAUACCUAUACUAUUGCCAGUGUCUGCACAAAUAGCAUCGCCAUUAGCGCCGGGCUCUCACCCCUCGGCGCCCAUCAACUAUCUGGACGUUGUGCUCAAUUCAGACACUUUCGCCACAACUGGCAGUUCCCCACACAUGCCGUACAUCACAUUCACCGCACGUGUGGACACAGUAUGGGUGACGGCUAUAAAGUUUGUGGACGUCGAGAAGUGGGCUGUCAUACGGUUAGUGCAGAUAUUGUCCAAUAAAGGCGCUAAACAUCCGGACUUUAUUGUCAAACAAAUGUCUAAAAGUGGUUUCAAUGAAUGGGAUUAUGACAUGUGUAUGAAUUACUUCCACAAUGCGUUAAAAUUGUAUACAAAGUGUUUGGCCAACUGUCCGAACCGGGAGACGGCGGCCGCCGCUUACCCCCUAUUCAAUACAAUGCACUCAUUUGUACCCCAUUUUCUCAUGACUGCCAAAGAGUGCACAAAACUUAAUGAUUUGAAGCGAUUGUUUGCCGCGAAAUGUUGCGAAUGGCUCACCACUACUGACCCCACUAUUAGUGCAGCGCCAGUAGCUGUCAUUGUGACAGACAAUGGGUCGGCCAGUAAUGGCACAGACAUCGCACCAGUAGUAUCCGAAACGCUCGUAACAACACUCACCACUGGGUCCGCAUUGCCGGCCCUUUCGGACACUGUAUUGGUCUCUCGCACACCGCCUAUGAAUGCCGAUCACUACUGGCCUAAUCACUCGGUAGAAGUUAAUGAGCUGGAUGAAUUGCGCUCAAUAUCAGCCACAAUCACCGUGGCUCAUAUAUUUUCAUUCACAUACCUGUGCCAUAGUGUGGGCCAAACGGUCAAAAUUGUGGGCGCGUUGACCGCCGAUAACGAGGACUUGUUUUGGUCGCACGUAUUACAACUAAUGUUGGACUCCGGUUACGGCUCUCUUAAUAAAAGCAUAUACCGGCUGUUGUUUACGCAUCACGUGACCAAAUAUUAUGUCAUUGCUUUAAAGUAUUUGCCCAACUAUUCGGAAGCG
Molecule: messenger RNA, 1589 nt
Organism: Medioppia subpectinata
Lineage: Eukaryota; Metazoa; Arthropoda; Arachnida; Sarcoptiformes; Oppiidae
Source: the annotation of a GenBank genome assembly